Messenger RNA from Aspergillus ibericus CBS 121593, 1058 nucleotides. RefSeq lists its product as uncharacterized. The coding region runs from base 116 to 847 and encodes 243 amino acids. The transcript has 2 exons. The record is from RefSeq and is a predicted model, not a curated record. Lineage: Eukaryota; Fungi; Ascomycota; Eurotiomycetes; Eurotiales; Aspergillaceae.
GAGUCACCUCAAGCUUGGACUGCACCAGGUUUUGAAUCUGGCAGUUUUGAACUGAACUAGAACAGUUCUAGUACAAAAUUCAUUCUGAUCGUCAAAAAGAAAAUCAUCCCCCACCAUGUCUCCCUCCACCAAUACCAGAGAAACCCAACAUGUUCCGCAACUCACCCUACAACACAACCAGAAACAAGCAAGCCAUGGAGAAACCGAGAACCAAACUCUGCACCCCUACUUGCAACACCUCGUGCAUGAGUUCGAGGGACUCGCAAUUCGUAACAGACAACUGGAAAUGGAACUCUCUGAGGCAAGAGACAACGACACUCGGCUAGGCGACGAGGAUACACAGCUGAAUGAGGAAUACUACCAGGAGCUACGCCACAAGACACGAAAACUUCACUUUCUGGAGGGACAAUGUAUCACGCUUUACAGGAUGAACAGAAAACUGGAAGGACAACUUGCAAAAAUGAUCGAAGCUCAUCUCGCUCGAAAGGCAAAAGAAGAUGAGAUUACUGGGCUCAAAGACAAGAUCAGUACUCUCGAGAGCGAGCGUACUGGUCUACAUAACAAGGUAGCCAGUUUGCAGGGCAAGGUCGAUGGUCUUAAUGACAAGAUUGCCAGUCUGGAGAGUGAAAACAACGGACUUAGAACUAAAGUUGCUGGUCUUCAGGGCAACAUCGACACUUUGCAAAACAGAGUCGCCGAUGGCAAAGUUGAGAUUACUGAUCUCAAGUAUGAUCUCGAGGACGCAGAAGAUCGUGCAAGUAGACUCGAAAAAGACAAGAAGCGUUUGGAGAACACAGUCUACUACUUGAGAGAUCUACUAUCGCGGAAGAAAUGCAAGUUCUUCUAACACGGCACUUAUGGUGGGUUUGCGUUCUAUCCUGCAGAAGUUGAAAUGACAUGUUGGACUUGUCCUACUCAAGCUGAAUACGGAACUAGUCGUCUCAUGAUUUUUGUUUACACUAUAGAAUGAAUUGCUUUUUCGUUCACAUUGGGCGAUAGAUCGAGUUAUGAGAUGUGAGGACUCGAAAUCUGUAUUUGAUUAGGCUAAAUUUGCUGAU